AUGGGCAAAGAGAAGACACACAUCAAUAUCGUGGUCAUUGGCCAUGUGGACUCCGGCAAGUCCACCACCACCGGGCACCUCAUCUACAAGCGUGGGGGGAUUGACAAGAGGACCAUUGAGAAGUUUGAGAAGGAGGCAGCUGAGAUGGGUAAGGGCUCCUUCAAGUACGCCUGGGUGCUGGACAAACUGAAGGCAGAGAGAGAGCGUGGCAUCACCAUCGACAUCUCCCUGUGGAAGUUUGAGACCAGCAAGUACUACAUCACCAUCACCGAUGCCCCGGGCCACAGGGACUUCAUCAAGAACAUGAUCACCGGCGCCUCCCAGGCCGACUGCGCUGUGCUCAUUGUGGCUGGCGGUGUGGGCGAGUUUGAGGCAGGCAUCUCUAAGAACGGGCAGACUCGCGAGCACGCGCUGCUCGCCUACACCUUGGGUGUGAAGCAGCUGAUCGUGGCGGUCAACAAGAUGGACUCGACCGAGCCGGCCUACAGCGCCACACGCUUCCAGGAGAUCGCCAAGGAAGUGAGUGCCUACAUCAGGAAGAUCGGCUACAACCCGGUGACCGUGGCCUUUGUGCCCAUCUCGGGCUGGCACGGAGACAACAUGCUGGAGCCCAGCACCAACAUGCCCUGGUUCAAGGGCUGGAAAGUUGAGCGGAAGGAGGGACACGCCACUGUGACCCUACUGGAAGCUCUGGACUCCAUCCUCCCCCCAACCCGCCCAGUCAACAAGCCCCUGAGGCUGCCACCACAAGAUGUGUACAAGAUAGGAGGCAUCGGCACGGUGCCCGUGGGCCGAGUGGAGACCGGCUUCCUGAAGGCUGGCAUGGUGGUCACCUUUGCCCCCAGUGGCCUCACCACUGAGGUCAAGUCUGUGGAGAUGCACCACGAGGCCCUGUCAGAGGCCCUGCCCGGGGACAACGUGGGCUUCAACGUGAAGAACGUGUCUGUGAAGGACAUCCGUCGUGGCAACGUGGCUGGAGACAGCAAGAACGACCCCCCAGUGGAGACCAGCAGCUUUGUGGCCCAGGUGAUCGUCCUGAAUCAUCCAGGACAGAUCCAAGCUGGCUAUUCUCCGGUGCUGGACUGUCACACAGCCCACAUCUCCUGCAGGUUUGCUGAACUGAGGGAAAAGAUUGACCGCCGCUCGGGCAAGAAGCUGGAAGACAACCCCAAGGCCCUGAAGUCGGGUGACGCUGCCAUCGUGCAGAUGGUCCCCGGCAAGGCCAUGUGUGUGGAGACCUUCUCCAAGUACCCGCCUCUAGGCCGUUUUGCCAUGCAGGACAUGAGGCAAACCGUGGCCGUUGGCGUCAUCAAGACUGUGGAGAAGAAGGCUUCGGCUGCGGCGAAGGUCACCAAGUCAGCGGUGAAGGCCAGCAAGAAAUGA
Capra hircus (goat) is the source of this 1383-nucleotide messenger RNA. RefSeq names its product elongation factor 1-alpha 2-like. Gene Ontology annotation, molecular function: translation elongation factor activity; GTP binding; GTPase activity. The record is from RefSeq and is a predicted model, not a curated record. Gene Ontology annotation, biological process: translational elongation; translation. NCBI's taxonomy places the organism in Eukaryota, Metazoa, Chordata, Mammalia, Artiodactyla, Bovidae.